This is a messenger RNA of Saccostrea echinata, 1401 nucleotides long. RefSeq lists its product as uncharacterized. The record is from RefSeq and is a predicted model, not a curated record. The transcript has a single exon. The coding region runs from base 1 to 1401 and encodes 466 amino acids. NCBI's taxonomy places the organism in Eukaryota, Metazoa, Mollusca, Bivalvia, Ostreida, Ostreidae.
AUGCAGGCUCCACCUAAGUUGUUUUUUCUUGGCAUCAUCUUUAUUGUUGUGGCGUGUUCAAAUGUCAAGACCCAGGAAAACAGUGCCCUACUCGGAAUUAAAACUGUCUCGGAUGAUAUAACCAAAGGAGCUUUUACUAAUGCUGUAAAUAAUGUGGUAAAGAAAGUAGCACCUUUUAUACGUAUUUUUCCCUCUGUUAUAAAACUUAUUUUUGGCCUAUCUUCAAGGCCAACCGAAUCUCCUGAACUAAAAUUUCUCCGGAACCUAUCCGACACCAUUAACAGAAGAUUCGACCAAAUAGAUGUUCACUUUUUGGAUGUCACCAGAUUGAUUCGUUGGUCAACUACUCAAACCGUUUACUCAGAUUUGGAGGCCAAGAUCCAUGUUGUUUCGGAACACUUUACUCGAUUAUUUCAAGUACCAGAGUCAGGAUAUAACGAACAAAAGAACAUAUUUAUCCAAAGCUAUGAGACAGAUUAUUUUGACAGUGGCUCCAAACUGUUUGCAGCAUUUAUGUUCGACAAUGGCGCAAUUAGUGAAGGUUUGAUUAGACCAGCGAUGAAUUACACAGAUAAUGACAGAGCGAAGAUGAGGACCUUUAUGCUGGGUAUAUUAAAAUUGCUUAUCGUUUCUGCAAAACUAGAAAUAGGAUACUUGACUCUAAAGGGGUACGACAAUAUUAUUCUUUUCUAUAUUCACGAAUGGAAUAACCGAAUUAAACGGGUUCAAAACAAAAUGCAAACAGUUGAUUUAGAAUUGGAAAACAUAUAUUAUACCCAGUCAUUAAAAGACAUCGAUACAUUUACAUUUGACAAUUUUUAUCUUGACUAUGAAAAGUUUAGUCAACGUUUGUACGACAAACUUUCAUCAAAGUAUUUCUGGAGAGACUGGCUUGUCAUAGUUCACACUCAUAUGCGCGGUGUUUAUUCACACUCCCAUGUCUGUAAAGGAAUAAUGAAAACUGCUCAUGGUAAGGAUAUCGUAAUUGAUAGCGUCCAGAAAGGGGAACCAUAUUUAAAUGUUACCGUUGCUCAACUCCUAUACAAGUCAUUACAGAAAACGUGUCAAAACACAGCGAACUUCUUUCCAUGUGCACCUGAACAUCCUUGUUCGUAUCCUUAUGGCAAUUGUAUGGGCCGUAGAUCUUGUAAUGAUUACCUAGUAGGGAGCAGACCAUGUCGAAGAAUAAGACGUUGUGGAAGUUACAAGAAUUCGGAAAAUGCUGACACUAUCUACAGUUGGUUCAGUGAAAAUGCAAAAUCUUGCUCUACAUUUUCUUCGGUGGGAAUCAUGCCUAUUGGUCAAAGAGCAUAUCAUUCAGGCCCUACUGGAAAUUCAUCAAGCCGAUUCUUUCUUGGAGAUUUAAGUCCAUGUGAUUACAAAGUACAUUUCUUUGGCUAA